Messenger RNA from Fusarium sp. VM40, 1194 nucleotides. NCBI's taxonomy places the organism in Eukaryota, Fungi, Ascomycota, Sordariomycetes, Hypocreales, Nectriaceae. The record is from the annotation of a GenBank genome assembly.
AUGCCUUCACUUGAUGCUGAGAUGUGGGCGUGGUACGGCUUGACUGUCGUUGUCGUGCUGUCGCGGAUGACAUCUCGUCGGAUGCUGUUGGGAUCAUUCAAGAAUAUGCUGGCAGAUGACUAUCUCAUGGCUCUCACUAUGAUUACAUACACGGCUCUAUUGGCAAUUGUCAGCGUCCUCUCACGAACACCCACCAACCUCAUCAACCCCGACGACCACAUCGUGCUUACACCGGAGGACAUCAAGGAGCGAGAAUACGGCUCGAAACUCGUCCUCGUAACCGAACACAUGCAGAUGAUCACACUCUGGGGUGUCAAAGGUUGCCUCUUGUUCAUGUACAGCCGACUUACACUGAGUUUGAAGCAAAACGUCUUCGUCAAGAUCGUCGCCUGGUAUGUAAUUGUUGGGUUUGUCGUCAUGGAGCUUUUAUGGUUCACUGCAUGGUGUCGGCCCUUCCACAACUACUGGCAGGUUCCACCAGAUGACUUGAAUUGCUCUGCUGAAACCAACCACAUGAUCACAAACGCUGUUAUCAACAUCUCUUCGGACAUCAUGAUCAUCAUCCUCCCAAUGCCUGUCUUUCUUCAAUCCCAGCUACCACUUAAGAGGAAGGUUAUUCUCUGUGGCGUUUUUGCACUUGGAAUCUUCACUAUCCUGGCUGCAACCAUGAGCAAAAUCUACAGUCUCGGCGAUCCUUUCGGUACACAAUGGUCCUACUGGUACAUCCGAGAAGUCUCAACCGCUGUCAUCGCCGCCAACCUCCCUCUCACAUGGACUCUCCUCCAACGCGUCUUCAGACUCGGCUCCUUCUCCGCCCGAUACGGCAAAUCAUCCAACCAGCGCACUGGCGAAGGAACAUCCCGAUUCAGAUCAGCCUAUGGCAACCUCAGCAGCAUGGACCGACGACCAAAGAGGACCACCUUUGUCGAGCCUGGGAUGAGUUUCUCCGAGAGCCAGGAGGAGAUCAACGGCAAGGAUAUUCCGUUGAAGAUCUAUCAGAAGAAUGAGGUUACUAUUAAUAUUACUACGGAGGAGGCGACACCUGAUGGUCAUCGUGCACCGUCACCACCGGGCCAAACUGGGCUUGUGAGGGUCGAUCUUAGUCCUGAUGGGAAUGAGGUUGCUACGAACCGCGAAAGAGCGGCGAAUGAGAUGGAGCUUGGUGUUGUUACUAAGGUCUAUCAUGGAGUGUAA